This is a messenger RNA of Caenorhabditis auriculariae, 1247 nucleotides long. The record is from the annotation of a GenBank genome assembly. Lineage: Eukaryota; Metazoa; Nematoda; Chromadorea; Rhabditida; Rhabditidae.
AUGCUCACGCUGGACAAAGAGAAAGCGACGACGAACGUCUUGGCCGCACUUGUAACGCAGCAGGAGACACAAGUGCCGCCGGGGGCGAAGAAAGUGUCGGCGUCGAGAGACAAGGCUCACGCAAAAAUACAGAAGGUCAUCGGUGAAGUAAGGCUCAUUUCAGGCGCAGUUAUCUCUUCUGAGGAAUAGAAAGUCAAACGGACCGUUAGAACUGACUAGCAAGAUUCUGUUUUUGACAAUAUCAAGAUUUAUUAUAUAAACUGAAGAGUAUGAAUAAUAUACGAUAAUAAAUAGCUCCCUUUCUUUUUUUCUGAUUCUUUGGUACUUUUCUUCGUUUUUCGAAAAAAACUAGAAUUACUUUGUUGAGUUUCCAUGGAUUUUAUUAAGAAGUCAAGAAUGAAAAAGAUAAAGAAACGCCAGGUGAGGUGAAAGAAAUUUUUUGAAAAAAAAAAAAAUGAAAAACUAAUGAUUUUGAAUCUCAAAUUUUUCGAGGAGUGGGAAGGUAUACUUUAGGGGCCAGACUACGCUGAGAAAGAUAUUUUUAUUUCUUGGAAAAUUGAUAGCUGUUUAGACAGAUUCAAAACAAGAGAGUGAGUGAACAAUCUAAAAAUACAGUUCUUUACCUCGAAAAAAAUUCGAAUUGAUAAGCGCGCGAUUGAGUAAACAAAAUGAUCAUGCAAGUAUGUGAUAUUUGAACUAUCCGCAAAUCUUGGAUGGUUGGCCGUGGGAGUUUGGUUUGAAUAUUCAAACCAGGGCUCUCACGAUAGUUGGUCUCACGCCAAAUGACUUUAGCGAAUGUUUGCCAAUCGUCAAAAAAGGCAGAUUCCCUGUUUGUUCUGUUUCAAACUAUGCAUCUUCCUAUUUUUUAUGAUGCGAAACUUUCUAGAAGAACUGAAUCGUGCUGAUGGAAUAUCUUGUCCACAACAAAGUUUGCUCAAACGUCAAAAAGAUGGUUCCGAGAGACAAUGCUCGCGCAUUUACGUAUUCGUGCAUGCCUAAUCCUCUUUUGCAACCGCAAAACGCUGUCGAGAUGGAAGCUGACUUCAGAACUGUUCGUUGACCGUAAUUAAUGAGAAGCUAGGGAUCGAGAUCAGAGGACCACCCGGCCUGUAAGAACAAACGGAACGCGGAGACAAACAAAGUUGUAGGUGUGUAAAAAGAGCGGAACGACCUAUGGGCAUGCUAGAAAGAUCGUCAGGUUAGCCGUGGAGAUGAUUGCGUGCGUUCAGACGUGCGCUGCUUUUUAG